Messenger RNA from Protopterus annectens (West African lungfish), 9255 nucleotides. Its product is annotated as voltage-dependent R-type calcium channel subunit alpha-1E-like. Gene Ontology annotation, molecular function: high voltage-gated calcium channel activity; calcium ion binding. Gene Ontology annotation, biological process: chemical synaptic transmission; calcium ion import across plasma membrane. The transcript is spliced from 47 exons. The record is from RefSeq and is a predicted model, not a curated record. Lineage: Eukaryota; Metazoa; Chordata; Ceratodontiformes; Protopteridae. Gene Ontology annotation, cellular component: voltage-gated calcium channel complex; neuronal cell body; membrane. The coding region runs from base 2 to 6778 and encodes 2258 amino acids.
GAUGGCUCGCUUCGGGGAGGUGGUGGCCGGCAGAAUGGGAUCCGGGGAUGGAGGCUCCGAGCGCGGCAGAAACCGCCAGGCACCGCCACAGCCUGCUGGGGGAACCCAGGUCAAUUACAAGCAAUCCAAAGCCCAGCGAGCUCGGACUAUGGCAUUAUACAACCCUAACCCCGUCAGGCAAAAUUGUUUCACAGUCAACCGAUCCUUAUUUAUUUUUGGAGAAGACAAUAUUGUCAGGAAGUACGCGAAGAAGAUCAUUGAUUGGCCUCCCUUUGAAUAUAUGAUCUUGGUGACAAUCAUGGCCAACUGUGUUGUCCUUGCUCUAGAACAGCACCUCCCAAAAGAAGACAAGACACCUAUGUCUCUACGAUUGGAAAAAACCGAACCCUAUUUUAUUGGAAUCUUCUGCUUUGAAGCAGGAAUAAAAAUUAUUGCCUUAGGGUUUGUAUUCCACAAAGGAUCAUAUCUAAGAAAUGGAUGGAAUGUCAUGGACUUUAUUGUGGUGCUAAGUGGUAUCCUUGCAACAGCUGGAACUCAUUUUAAUAACCAUGUUGACCUAAGGACACUAAGGGCAGUUCGUGUGCUGAGGCCUCUUAAACUUGUAUCAGGAAUUCCCAGUUUGCAAAUUGUACUGAAAUCAAUCAUGAAAGCCAUGGUGCCUCUACUCCAGAUUGGGUUGCUGUUGUUUUUUGCAAUUCUCAUGUUUGCCAUCAUCGGUCUGGAGUUCUACAGUGGAAAACUGCACAAAACAUGUUACACAAAUAACUCAGAAACGGGUGAGUUAGAGGAGCUAGAACCACAAUAUCCUUGCGGAGAGCAAGAAUGUCCUCCUGGUUACAAGUGCCAAGACUGGAUUGGUCCAAAUGAUGGAAUAACUCAGUUUGACAACAUCCUGUUUGCUGUGUUGACUGUUUUUCAGUGCAUCACUAUGGAAGGAUGGACAACAGUCCUCUACAAUGCCAACGAUGCCUUAGGAGCUACUUGGAACUGGCUCUAUUUCAUUCCCCUCAUCAUCAUCGGCUCAUUCUUUGUCCUGAACCUUGUUCUUGGGGUCCUGUCUGGUGAAUUUGCCAAAGAAAGAGAAAGAGUUGAAAACAGAAGGUCAUUCAUGAAACUUCGUCGGCAGCAACAAAUUGAAAGAGAACUUAAUGGUUAUCGAGCCUGGAUAGACAGAGCAGAAGAAGUGAUGCUGGCAGAAGAAAAUAAAAACGCAGGCCCUUCAGCUCUAGAUGUUCUUCGGCGAGCGACCAUUAAAAGAAGUCGAAUGGAGACCAUUCACAGGGAACCCAGUGAGGAUCACUGUGCAGAUAUAUCAUCUCUUGGCACUCCUCUUGCUCGAGGCGCCAGCAUCAAAAGUACAAAGAUGGAUGGCCCUUCCUACUUCAAGAGGAAAGAAAGAAUGCUCCGGAUCUCCGUCCGUCACAUGGUCAAAUCUCAGGUCUUCUACUGGAUUGUCUUAAGCUUGGUUGCUCUCAAUACAUUCUGCGUUGCCAUUGUUCAUCAUAACCAAGCACCGUGGCUUUCUAACUUGCUCUACUAUGCAGAGUUCAUCUUUCUGGGGCUUUUUCUGUCUGAGAUGUUUUUAAAAAUGUAUGGCCUUGGGCCCAGACUCUAUUUCCACUCAUCCUUCAAUUGCUUCGACUGUGGAGUUAUAGUAGGCAGCAUCUUUGAAGUGGUCUGGGCUGCUUUUCGACCAGGAAUGUCUUUUGGGAUCAGUGUGUUAAGAGCUCUUCGACUCCUGAGGAUAUUCAAGAUAACUAAAUACUGGGCAUCUUUACGCAACCUAGUGGUUUCAUUAAUGAACUCCAUGAAGUCCAUCAUCAGCCUUCUGUUCCUGCUCUUCCUCUUCACCGUGGUCUUUGCCCUCUUAGGAAUGCAGUUGUUUGGUGGAAGGUUCAAUUUUGAUGACGGCACCCCCUCAGCAAAUUUUGAUACUUUUCCUUCUGCUAUAAUGACAGUUUUUCAGAUCCUGACAGGAGAGGACUGGAAUGAAGUGAUGUACAAUGGGAUUCGAUCUCAGGGAGGGGUAAAGACUGGCAUGUGGUCAUCCAUUUACUUCAUUGUUUUGACUCUGUUUGGUAACUAUACGCUCCUGAAUGUAUUUCUGGCCAUCGCUGUGGACAAUCUGGCCAAUGCACAAGAGCUAACAAAAGAGGAACAGGAGGAAGAAGAGGCAUUUAAUCAGAAGCACGCUUUACAAAAAGCUAAGGAAGUCAGCCCGAUGUCUGCUCCUAAUAUGCUCUUGUCUGAUAGAGAUAGAAGGAAGAGACACACAAUGUCAGUGUGGGAACAGCGAACAAGUCAGCUGAGACGUCACAGGCAAAUGUCCAGCAAAGAAGGUGUCCAUAAGCCUGAUUUGGCAGAGUUGGCAGCCAGCUUUCAUCGGAAAAGCAAGCAUGGACAAAGCCUGAACCUAAAGCGGACAGUUGAAAGUGAGCAAAAAGAGGAUGGAAAGGAAGAUGAAGGUGGACAAGCUCAGGAAGAAGAAGUUGAGAAGUCACUUUUGCACAAUCACUGUGAGGGUGCGCUAGAAGGAAGUGCCUUGCCUAAGGUAAACAGUGAAAGAGAGCACAGAAGACACAAGUUCUACAGUGUUCGUGAGGGCCCAGUAGGAGCAGAAGAGAGACGGCAACGUAGGCGAAGUGAGAGAUAUAGCAGGCACAGAAGGGCAAGAAUGGAAGCGGAGGAAGCCAGUCAGAGUCAUGGAAACUGGCCUGCAAUCAAGGAGAAGAGUCAACAGCAAACCACCAAUGAAGAAGAUCCAGCCACUGAAACAAAUAGAAAUGGACAACCUAAUGAAUCAGAAGCUGACAAAAUACCUGCAAGAAUAAGUGAAUCUCCAGAAGCAAGUCUCCACAAUACCACAACAGAAGAAAAUAUUCCUGUUUGUCAGCAAACAGAAGAAAACGACCAUGUGACCAGCAGUCAAUGCACUAUGCAAUCCAAUAACAGCCCAAACCCUAGUGAGCAAAUGCUGCUGUCAAACCCCAACCUCAAGGCAAAUAAUUCUCCUGGAGGCAGUGAUUCAGGAGAAGUUGCAAACCCUACAAAUGGUGAGAAAGUUCCUGAAAAGUCAAAUUUUGCUGUUGACAUCCCAGAUACUCAAACUCCAGUAGACUCUGUUGCUAUUCCUGUCAAAGAAUUUGAUGUGAACACCCCACUAAAAGAAGAUGAGAAGAAGCAGUUGGGUGCAACAGAUGCAAAAGUUAUAGUUCCUUACAGCUCAAUGUUUAUAUUCAGCACAUCCAACCCGGUAAGAAAGGUCUGUCAUUACAUUGUGAGUCUGCGGUACUUUGAAAUGUGCAUUCUCUUGGUCAUUGCUGCAAGCAGUAUUGCUUUGGCAGCUGAAGAUCCUGUAGCAACCAACUCUGAAAGAAACCGAGUGCUCAGAUAUUUUGACUACGUCUUCACUGGAGUGUUUACAUUUGAAAUGGUUAUUAAGAUGAUUGACCAGGGUCUGGUACUUCAUGAAGGUUCCUACUUUCGAGAUCUCUGGAAUAUUCUAGAUUUUGUUGUUGUAAUUGGAGCACUGAUAGCUUUUGCUCUGGCGAAUGUCUUAGGCACAAAUAAAGGAAGAGAUAUAAAGACCAUCAAAUCACUGAGGGUUCUGAGAGUUCUUCGUCCACUGAAGACCAUCAAACGCCUUCCUAAGCUUAAGGCUGUUUUUGACUGUGUGGUGACGUCACUGAAGAAUGUUUUCAACAUCCUGAUCGUCUACAAGCUCUUCAUGUUCAUCUUUGCUGUAAUCGCUGUGCAGCUUUUCAAGGGCAAAUUUUUCUACUGCACCGACAGCUCCAAGGACCUGAUGAAGGACUGCAUAGGUCAAUAUGUAGAACAUGACAAAAACAAGAUGGAAGUAAAGGACCGGGAAUGGAAACGCCAUGACUUCCACUAUGACAACAUCAUCUGGGCACUGCUGACACUUUUUACAGUAUCUACAGGGGAAGGCUGGCCACAGGUGCUACAACAUUCAGUUGAUGUGACUGAGGAGGACAGGGGUCCAAGUCGCAGUAACCGCAUGGAGAUGUCCAUUUUCUAUGUCAUUUAUUUUGUUGUCUUUCCCUUCUUUUUUGUCAACAUUUUUGUUGCCCUUAUUAUUAUAACAUUUCAAGAACAGGGAGACAAAAUGAUGGAGGAAUGUUCUUUAGAGAAAAAUGAGAGAGCCUGCAUUGAUUUUGCCAUCAGUGCCAAACCUCUGACUCGAUACAUGCCGCAAAACAGACAUACAUUCCAGUACAGGGUCUGGCAUUUUGUAGUCUCUCCAUCAUUUGAAUACACCAUUCUUGCCAUGAUUGCCUUAAACACCAUCGUUCUGAUGAUGAAGUACUACUCUGCCUCUGUAACUUAUGAAUUAACCCUUCGAUACUUGAACAUUGCUUUUACCAUCCUGUUUUCCCUGGAAUGUGUGCUAAAGCUUAUUGCAUUUGGUUGUCUGAAUUACUUUCGAGACACAUGGAACAUUUUUGACUUCAUUACCGUAAUAGGCAGCAUCACUGAAAUAAUCCUUACAGACAGUAAGCUUAUUAAUACAAAUAGCUUUAACAUGAGCUUCUUGAAGCUUUUUCGUGCUGCUCGACUCAUCAAGCUCCUUCGUCAAGGCUACACCAUUCGCAUUCUUCUCUGGACUUUUGUACAGUCAUUUAAGGCUCUUCCAUACGUAUGCUUAUUGAUUGCGAUGCUAUUCUUCAUUUAUGCCAUUAUUGGAAUGCAGGUAUUUGGGAACAUCAGGAUAGACGACAAUUCACAAAUCAAUCGUCAUAAUAACUUCAGGACAUUUUUUAGCUCAUUAAUGCUUUUGUUCCGGAGUGCAACAGGAGAGGCAUGGCAAGAGAUUAUGUUAGCAUGUCUUGGUGGAAAAAAAUGUGAACCAGAUGCGCAGAUCUCUUCUGGACUGACAGGAAGUGUAGAGAAUUGUGGGACAGACCUGGCAUAUUUCUACUUUGUCUCCUUCAUUUUUUUCUGUUCAUUUUUGAUGCUGAACCUCUUUGUUGCUGUAAUUAUGGAUAACUUUGAAUACUUAACAAGGGAUUCAUCAAUACUGGGUCCACAUCACUUGGAUGAGUUUAUUCGAAUGUGGGCGGAGUAUGACAGAGCGGCGUGUGGCCGUAUCCAUUAUACUGACAUGUAUGAGAUGCUGACACACAUGUCUCCACCACUAGGCCUUGGGAAGAGAUGUCCUUCCAAAGUGGCAUACAAGCGACUAGUUUUAAUGAAUAUGCCCGUAUCAGAAGACAUGACAGUACAUUUCACAUCUACUUUAAUGGCCCUUAUCAGGACAGCACUGGAUAUCAAAAUUGCCAAAGGUGGAGCAGAUAGGCAACAGCUGGACUCAGAACUGCAGAAAGAAAUUAUGACUGUGUGGCCGCACCUUUCCCAAAGAAUGCUGGAUUUCUUAGUUCCUAUGCCUAAUGCUGCUGAUCUGACUGUUGGUAAAAUAUAUGCUGCCAUGAUGAUAAUGGAUUACUACAAACAAAGCAAGAUAAAGAAACAGAAGAAGCUUCUGGAAGAGCAGAAAUCUGCUCCCAUGUUCCAGCGCAUGGAUGCUUCAUCGUUGCCUCAAGAGAUCCUCGCUAGUGCUAAAACAAUGCCUUACGUACUACAAAACCCAUCUUCUGGCCUAAGUAGCAGAAGUGGAUUUGUACCACUGAGUCCCCUGUCUCCUCAGGAGAUGUUUCAUUCUGUCAGGUCAGUGGGACUCGACAGCGGAGGUGCAGAUGAGUUCCAGGAUGAACACCUUCUGGAAAAUGAAAGAAAGAACUUCAGAAGAGGACAUUAUCACAAUCAUAUUCAUUAUCUGCCCAUUGAAACUCAAGGACGGAAUACCUCCCUACGAGCUUCUUCUAUGCCACGUCUAGAAGUAGAACCCCAGGCCAUAAUAGAUACCUGCUCAAUGAGGCGCUCCUUUUCGACUAUUGGUGAUCAGUGUGUAAACAGUGCUUGGCUAGAUGAGUACUCGUUGGAGCGAGCAUGUCCUGAUGAGAUGUACAGACAGCAGAGAAGAAGUUAUUGUUCCUCCCUUAGACUCUCCAGUCCACGUGAUUCUGGAUUUCAUCGUGAUGGCCAUCAUUCUGGGAUCCACGAGAGAGGAAGAUCAAAAGAAAGAAAACACUUAUUAUCUCCCGAUGUGUCCAGGUGCAACUCAGAAGAAAGAGGUCUGCAGAGGCAUCACCAUUCAAGUGAUCGUACACAGUCCCGGUCCCCAAGUGAAGGCAGGUCACAGACUCCCAAUCAGCAAGGAAACAGCUCUCUGAGUGACAGUCCAGCUCCUUCAACAUCUGGAACCAGCACACCGAGACGUGGACGUCGACAGCUACCACAGACACCUUCAACACCGAGACCUCGGAUUUCAUAUUCUCCAGCAAUUCAUGCUCCUGUAGGAGUAGUCCCUUCAUCAAAUGGGACUGCAGUAAGGACCAGUGAGCAGUCCGAGAGGUCAGACAGAACUGAGCAGACUGAUACACUGUGGAAUGAGCUUUCCAUCCCCCCUCAGAACGGCAAUGGCCGUGUAACUAUGUCUCAUCGUUAUGUCUCAGAACCCUACCUACCUCUGCAUGAGGAGCCCCCAAGCCCUGACUCAACAGCUGUAGAGGAGACCCUCACUUUUGAAGCUGCUGUGGCAACAAGUCUUGGAAGGUCCAACACUAUUAGUUCUGCUCCAACACACAGGCACUCCUGGCAGGUACCCAAUGGGCACUUUCGCACAAGAGGAGUCCAACGUUCACAGUCUGGAGCAGGAUGUGAUCUGCUUGGUGACACAGAUGAAGAUGACAAAUGUUAAGAAGACAGGCAAUUUUAUAUCCUUUAAAUGUAUCAUCAACUGGCAAGGAAUGGUUAUGAAUGGAAACCUCUAUAAGGUGCGGUAUUAAUACAAUAUCAGUAAAAGCCUCCAUGGUGUUAAUUUUAAUAAUCUUAAAAUUAAGAAAAAGUAAAACAGGAUCAGAGGCAGUCUGCAUGAUUACCUGGUUAAUGUUUUAAGAGAGCAAAGACUAUAUUAGAUGGCAAAAUUGCCUAAAUUGUAAAAUGGUGAGCUUGCUUUGAAUAUGGCCCUAUCAUGGGUGUAAAGUACACGUGGCAAAACAUAAAGAAGCUGUGCAGUUAGAAAUAUUGCAGCCAUACAGAGGUUUGCUAUGGAUCUUUAUUAAUGUAUCUUUAUAUGGAUAAAGGCAGGAAUGGUCCCAUGUGUGCAUUAAAAUCUAUUGUACCCUUUGGACAAAUAUGAUGGAUGCUGAUUUAAUACCACUUACUAAUACACUUUAGCAUUCUAAUUGAGAUACACAUUGAACAAGUGGCAGUCUUCAAAAAAACUGUGCAACCUGACAAUCAAAGUAACAUAAAAAUGAUGUCUCGAGGCUGUUGUUGGAAAUGAAUGACAUAGUUAUGUGUGGGCAGGUUGGCACAUCAAGAGACUUGGCUGCAAAAUGGACCUGAUUUUAUUUUGAUUAAAUAAUGAAGAAAGUUGGAUUAUGGAAGGAAACAACGAUUCAGGUAAAAGAGGUCUCUUAGGCCUUGUUGUAGUAUGAUGCUAUGUGCUCUUGGAAAUGUUUAUUUAGUGUCAAGGAUGCACAAUGAGGUCUAAGGACCUUUCCUAAAAACUCAAAGUAAUUCUCUCCCUUCUUUUCAUUACAUAUUAAGCCAUAAUGUCCACAUUUGUAAUAGUUAACUAAGUCGUGAAAUUCUAUUUCCAUAUAUGUUUAUUGAGAGGGUUAUUUCCAUGACAGGUAGCAUACUUCUAUUAUCAGGAUGUUCGUCUGUGCCAUUGAAAUGCAGAUCUGUGUUAACUCACUGGAUGGCAUAUUUUUAAAGUAUGGACUCCUCUCUGCCAUUCCAGUUGUGCUGAUAUCCCACUAAAAUACACAUUUUUUUCCUUUGAAAGAAACAUGUUUAAAGUUUAAAAAUGUAAUUGUCAUGGUUGUGAUGUACUGACAAAGUGUGAGAAGUGUAUGUGUCUGUUUAGUCAUUUAAAUAAUGGGAAAACAGCAUUCACAUUUUUGGGUUCCAUCGACUACCAACAUAAUUUAAAAAGCCUUGCAGAUCUGUACAACUAAAAAUAAUGUUUUGGCAUUCCGAUUUUUUCAGUGCUGCAUUCUGAAGCAGACAAUGUACAUUUAUAGAUAGAAAUGUAUAUACUAUAUAUGUUUUGCACCUUCAGAGUUUGAAAUGAACUUUAUGUACCAGUGCAUGCAACUGUGGUUUUUGUACAGGCAAAAUAUGUGAACCUUCAUAACAUGACUAUUUAUAUAAAACGUUGCAGUAUCUGCAUUAGAAUCCAUGAUAACUCUUUUCAUCCAGGUGAAUUUGUUGCUUCGUUUAUCAUGAAUAAGUUAUGGGAUACUUAACACUUUUUCUGUGCACCUUUUAUAGAAAGAGACCAUGAAUAUUUAUUUUUACUUUUGUAAAAUUAAUUCACCAUGCAAACUGUUAGCUGUGUCCUUUAAGGUGAUGAGCCAAUGUUCUCUUGUAUUCCUUUAAAUUGUGAUCUUGAGUGAUAAUACAAGUGCUGCUAAUUAAACAACAGUGACAUAAACAAGGAAGCCAAAAUGUUAUUUGUAAGAGUACAUGUUUAGAGGAUACAGGCAGCUCUGUUUUUAUUCCGUUAAGACAAAAUAUGACUUGGUCCUGAAGAUGAAGAAAGAAUCAUGUAAGUGUGUAGAAGCGAAUAUGUUGUGAUUCAGAAUGUGGUGAUUCAGAAUCAUUACUUUGGGGACUAAAGAAAACUGAAUACUGAUUCUUUUGGCAUAUAUAAUUAAUUUUGAUUUGUAUGACUUCUUUUCAGACUAUAGCAAAGCAACUUAAAACCUAGGAGAAGGAAUUCAGACUCACCUAAGUGUCACAAAUGUUAUUAAAACAAUUAAAAAAAAGACUUUUAUAUGUUUCUGCAGAAUCAGUCACAUCAGCUGCUUAUGGCUUUAGUUAAGUAAUACAUUUUUGAUUUGAACAGAUUAGCCAUAACACAAUUACUACGUAAUUUAUACCCGCUGAUGUAUGUUUUUUUCCUUUACUCAGACAGCAUGUGUAAGAUUGGUAUACUUGUCUCACCUUGGCUUCUGUAAAUAAUUAUGUUCAUGAAUAUUUAUCCCUUUGGAAACCAAGUAGCAGAUCUGAUCAUCAGCUGUCUGUCUUUGUCUAGACAGAGUGAAUUUUUUAGUUAGCACAAAGUAAGGCAGGAUAAAAACAUACGGAGAGUAAUAAAGGUGGCUAUGUCAUGAUAAACAGUGUGUGUGUGUGUGUGUGUGUGUGUGUGUGUGUGUGUGUGUG